AUGGACCGACUAACGACCAGUGACGCUGACCAGGCAUACCUGCCCACCGCUGACUCGAACCACGGUGACCGAGCGUUCAUUCUCAUGAACAAGCUCGCUCACGGGGGCUCCUACCCCGGUCGAGAUGACGACGAGGCGGCCAUACUGACCUUCUGUAACAUCCGGAAGGCCGCUGCACUACCGAGCUCGGGGCAGCAAGAAUCGGGCGAGCCACCGAGAGCCUCGCCGGUCGCACAGCAAGAAAUUGCGAUCCCGGCGACGGCGGCCUCGAAGGGAGUUGCGCCGCUGGACUCUACCACCCUAGAGGUCGAUGCUCCCCCGGUUGCCCCAUUGGCCCCGAUGUCACAAGAAGAACCCCUUGUAUCGCUAGUAGACGCGCCGUCCUGCGCUGGGGACAUCCCUGCGGUCUGGACGGGCGCUAAGACAGCACAAGAGGCUACCGAGAUGGAGGCCAUCGACCUCCAUGACGCGAACCUUGCCGAGGCAAUCGCCGAGGCAGAGAGUCGCGAUGCAGACCAUGACGACGCCCGUGCGCCCAGGAAGCGCCGGGCCACGACACACGACGAUUCGGACACGCACUCCUCGACCUCUGACUCCGCAAGGCCGAGGAAGAAGGCACCCAGAGCCUCCCGCGCUGCCGCUGCAGCGGUCGGGAGAGCUGGAGCUAGUUCUCCACACAGUGCCCCCAAGGUGCUACACCCAAAGAGGACACAGCGGCCCACUGCGACAGAGGCUGCCUCCAGGCAGCCUGAUGAGGACGGCUUUGUUGCCCCACCUAGGAGGCACACCGCCAAGGCUGCCGCACUGCAGCCACCGCAGCCGCUGCCGACUACAAAUGCGUUCGCAGGGGCUAACGCCGACGAGAUGGAGGACGACGAGGCGCCCCUGAUGCCGCCACAGAGGAAGCCGCCGCCCCCACCGCCUAUCGUCGUCCAAUGGGACGGCGAGUACAAAAAUUUCGAGCAAAAGAUCGUUGGUUGGCCGCGUCAACCACCCUUAAGCCUGCCGGCCGCGACCUCUACAAGGUCACGGUCGCGACACAUGAGUAAUACCGUGCGGUGA
Messenger RNA from Schistocerca nitens (vagrant locust), 1062 nucleotides. RefSeq lists its product as uncharacterized. The coding region runs from base 1 to 1062 and encodes 353 amino acids. NCBI's taxonomy places the organism in Eukaryota, Metazoa, Arthropoda, Insecta, Orthoptera, Acrididae. The record is from RefSeq and is a predicted model, not a curated record. The transcript has a single exon.